Ruditapes philippinarum (Manila clam) is the source of this 6058-nucleotide messenger RNA. RefSeq lists its product as uncharacterized. The transcript has 21 exons. The coding region runs from base 36 to 4049 and encodes 1337 amino acids. Lineage: Eukaryota; Metazoa; Mollusca; Bivalvia; Venerida; Veneridae. Gene Ontology annotation, molecular function: RNA binding; protein binding. Gene Ontology annotation, cellular component: ribonucleoprotein complex. The record is from RefSeq and is a predicted model, not a curated record.
GAUCUUAUUGAAAACCCUCGCCUGGAAGAUACAAAAUGGCUACUGCGAAACUAAUAUUUGAAAAUGAAAGAACAAAACAGGAGAAAAUGAACGAAAGUGAAAGUGCCACACUUCCUAUUGAAGAAAGACAAAAAGGUGGGAUAUACGAGUGUGUGUCUAAAUAUCCAACAAACAUUGAUUAUUUGAAAAUGAUUCUGGACCGUGGAACAGAAGAUGUUAACUUUAGAGGUGAACAUGGAAGAACGGCUUUACAUGAGGCAGUAAGGAAAGAUGCAGUUGAAAGUGUCAAGCUUUUAAUGUCAGCUGGUGCUAGUUUAGAAUUCAGAGAUGUAGAUGAAAAUACUGCUUUACAUUAUGCUUAUUUGGAUGCAAAGCCUGAAGAAAAUGCAGGAGAAAUUUUCAAAAUUUUAUUUCCCCGAGGCAAGAACGCUGAGAGCAUUAGAAUAAGUAAAACCAGAAAAUUGUCCGAAAUUCAAAAGUGCCGUUGCCAUUUGAGAACAUUUGAACAGACUUGGUUCGACGCAGCAACGUCUACAAAUAAGAAUGGGGAUAACAUACUUGAACUCGUCUUAAAAGGGGACAAUCUGAACGAAACUAAAAGGGAAAUUGUUCAGUACUUGAUCAAAGAAACAGAGAUAUUUUACCUCUUAAAACUUCUUAGAAACACACAACGGAACUCAACAGUUGAAGUUGGUAUACCCUUUGAAAGCACUGACAACUUUUCAAUUAAUUCACCUUUUAGACGGCUUUUAGAGCUCUAUCCAGAAAUUAUCUCUGACCUCAUGGAUAGAUGCAUAGUAAAAGAUACAGGAAAAGUUCAUUACCAUUUUGAGCUCCUGGAUGAUACCUACCUUUUACAUACAUGGCCACCGCAACAGGAGUACUACUGCAAAUGGCUAUACGAAUCCAAAUGGGAACAUAUUCAUGCUAAAGAAAAAAAGAGUCGUGAAGUCUACACAAAAAAAUUGUCGAAAAUAAGUAACAACCACCCUUUGAUGUUAAUGCUUAAACAUAACAGAGAUAAUACCUCUAAAGGCCCCGGAAAAAGGGAUGUUUACAGACAGCUUGUCGAUCAUCCUCUUGUAAAGGCUCUGAUUGAACAUAAAUGGUUACAUAUAGGCAGAAAGUUUCACAUCUUUAGCUUGAUUAUAUACAUGGUAUUUCUAUGUAGCCUGACGACGUUCCUAAUUGUUAUCGACACUCUUUACGUGCGCUUCCAGGAUUCAGAAAACAUAUCGACAACUUCAAACAAAACAGGCUGUAUAAAUUCUACAGUAUGCACAUCAACGUAUAUAUGCAGUUACUCAAAGGAUUGCAACAACACGACCCCUUGUUACAGUACGAGUUCAUAUAAUGUGACAACAACACCAACCACUCAAGAUCUUGUCACAUGUGAAACAUAUGGUAGCGAUCCAAUGAUUACUGUUUUGCAGAUAUUGGUCAUAUUCCUGGGAAUAAUCUUGGCUAUUAAAGAGAUUUACCAUAUAGUGAUGACAUAUGGGUGGGAGUACUUUAAACAAGUCAAAAACUGCAUUAAAUUGACAACUUAUGCAACCUCAUUACUUUUUGUGAUCAACUUAUCGGAGUGCAAGGACACAGCGUAUAGAGAGACAUGGCAAUGGGUUUUAGGCACAGUGGCUAUUUUCCUGGCAUGGGUCAAUCUGUUAGCUUAUGUAGAGAAAUUUGACUGGCUUGGGAUUUAUGUUUCUAUGCUGAACAAAAUUACAAAAACGUUUUUAUGUAAGAUUCUUCCAAUCGUUGCUAUUUUACUAGUAGCAUUUGCUUUAGCGUUCCUGUGUGCCCGCAAAAAGGAGGAUAAAUUUAAAGGUUUCCUGGUGUCAUUGCUGUCAACAUCGUCAAUGAUGGCUGAUGGGUUCGAUUAUGAAAUAAUUAGUAAAGAUCGUAAUACUUUUUUGGUUUUUAUCAGCCAUUUGACUUCCAGCACCUUUUUGAUUAUUAUGACUAUUAUAAUAAUGAAUUUAAUGGUUGGCGUAGCAAUACGUAAUGUCGAAGCAGUUCACAUGCAUGCAAUGGAAGCACACUCAACAUUGCAGAUUGAACACAGUUUGGAAUUGGAGCAUAUUUUCCAGGUUUUUAUCACAUUUUUAAUGAGAUUUAGACGUACAAAGAAGUUUGGUAUACAGCUCAAGGUCAAAUUCAUCCAGCAGCCUAACAAAGAAGUACUAGCAUAUACACGAUCUUUGGACAUCGGAAGAAAGAGGUACUCAAAAAUAGAAUAUUAUGAGUCGAAACCGGAAUGGCACACAUCGGCACCAGAAUAUGUAGCGGAACAGAUACGACCUUUGGACAUCGAAAGAAAGAGGUACUCAAACAUGGACAAUCAUGAAUCCAAACCGGAAUGGCAUCCAACGGCACCAUAUAAUAUAGCGAGAAACAGGUUUGACAUGAAUACACACAAGUUGAAUGACUGGGAAUGUUUUAACCGGUUUAUAUAUCUAGGGUCUGAAUUGUCAUAUAAUCCGCAUAACAAAUAUCCAUAUCGUAAGAAAGCUGAGUGUAUAGACAGACUUAUUGGUGCUGGGAAAGGAGUAGAGGUGGUGAAACAAUUAUCUACUAUAAGUAAAUAUGGCAGAUCAUGGCGACAAAACUAUUUGAUAUUUGCACUUGCAAUAUGUGCAAGAUCUAACGAUAAGGAAACAAAGAAAGAAGCAUAUAAAGAACUCAGUGCGAUAUGCCAUUUGCCGACACAUUUAUUUUUGUUUGUCAAUUAUUGCAAACAAGAAAGUUUGCGGUCAGGAUCCAAAGGUUGGGGAAGAGCACAUCGUAGAGCUAUAAUCAAGUGGUACGAAGAAAAGGCUAAAUAUCCAGUUGUUUUAGCUCGAUUUUUGACAAAAUACAAGUCACGUAAAAUGCAAACAACCUAUAAGUAUGAGGAAGGAGAGAAGUAUAAGGAGGAAGAGACCUGGUCGCAUACUGACAUAUUAAAGAACGCACAUCCACAGUUCAAAGAUGAUUUCAUGAAAGUAGUUCAGAAAUAUCUUUAUGGUGACUUUAAUAAAGCAAAAAGUUUUGCAUCAAGUAUGGAAAGGCCAAAUGAAAGUAUUUUAAAAUUUCUGAACUACAUAGAAGGUACAGAAAUAGCAAAAACAUGCACUGAUGUGAAACUCGAGGCACUUAUUAAGGAGUAUAAUCUGGAGCGAGAGCAUAUUCCAACACAGAGACCGAUGAUUCCCAUGGUUUGUAAAGCGAUUAUGUCAAACAUGACAGCGGAAAAAAAGAUUCUCAAUAUCAAUCUGAUGGCUUCUAAAGGCCUUUGUAACGAGGGGUCAGAAUGCGAAAAAGAAAUGAUUGCGAUACUUAAUGACGAGAAAUUUUUAUGUUUUGAAAAGAUUCAUCCAAUCAGAAUUCUAAUUACUUUAUUGUCGUACAAACUCGGAAAACAACAAGAGAAAACUAAAACUAAGAACGCUAGGGUCAAUAGUCGUAACGUAGAAUGGAAUGUGAACCAAAACAUCUGUCGGGCGCUCAAUGAAGCCUUUUAUCGAUCAUUCAAUACCGUUCAGUCGAGUAAAAAGCGCUUCUUGAUAGCGAUUUCUGGUAGCGAACAUAUGGAUACAAAAUGCACUAUUUGUCCUACAAUUAACUAUAAACAGGCUGCAGCGGUUAUGAUGAUGCUAACAAUUCGCACUGAAGAAAAAUGCAAAAUUGUUGGAUUUUCUGAUGGUCUAAAAGAACUAACAAUAGAAAAAAACGACAAAUUGGAGAUUGUAAGCCAGAAAAUAAGUGAAUUAAAAGCCGGCGAGACUGAUGUUUCUAUUCCAGUUCGUUGGGCUCUGGAAGAGAAAAAGAAAUUUGAUGUUUUUAUAGUGUAUUCCGACAACGACAAAACAAAGUGUCAUAAUGCAUCUGAAGCUCUGACUGAAUAUCAAAAGGAAAUGGAAAUACCUGAAGCAAAAUUGAUCGUUGUUUCGCUGUUAUCCACUGACAACACCAUUGCAGAUGAUCAAAAUCCUUUCAUUCUUAACAUUGUUGGUUUCGACAAAAAUGCUGCAGUUAUCAUGCAAAAAUUCGCCAACUCAGAAAUUUGACGUAUUGAUUUAUUGUUUGUAAUAUAUGGUCACUUGGCAAUUAUAUAUGUAAAGGCCUGAAUUAAUUUGAACAAUUGUAUAGACAUAUGUGGCUACAAAUUUAUUCACCGACAUGCUCUAAGGAAUCUUUUUCUAAACAUAACAACGGACGAAUUAAGAAAUGUGUAUCUCAAAUAAUGACUUUUUAUCUGACAAAGUAUAGAAGUGACUCAGCAUAUGAAGCAAGGCUACUCCAGAAAGAUAGCUUAUCAAAUGUGAUGAAUAUAUGGACUUUAACUGGUUCAAUAUACAUACAAACAAAAUUUGGACUGGUAAAAAGAAAUUGCAUAAACGGAUAAUCUAAUGAUGUACUAUUGAAAUGAACUCAAUAAAUAACAUGAGUUUUUUGUCUUUAAAUUUUGAAAUCAACAACAAAAUGACUUGAAGUAACAUAAUGAAAUAUGUCAGGAAAACCAUUCAUGAUCGUAGCCUUUAAUGCAAUGUAACCAGGCUCGGACGAGACUAUGAUGAGACAUUCAAAGUUUAUAAAAAUGUAUAUGUGUUCAUGCAUGUGUUUGUGUAUGUUUUAAUGUGUGUGUGUGUGUGCGUGCGUGCGUGCGUGCGUCUGUGCGUAUAUGUGUGUUGAUAUAAUCUUUAUAACGUUCAGUACUGAUAUCAGGCAAACUCAUUAGAUAUGUUAUGUGUGGUUAUCUUUAUAACGUUCACUACUGAUAUCAGGCAAACUAAUUAGAUAUGUUAUGUGUGUGUGUGUGUGUGUGUGUGUGUGCGUGUGUGUGUGUGUGUGUGUGUGCGUGCGUGUGUGUGUGCGUGUGUGUGUGUGUGAUGAUGAUAACACCUUGCUAUUCAUAUAUAUGCAUGUAAAGUGUGUUUGUACUUAAAUUGUAAGGAGUCAUAUUCAAAAUCUUUUCUGUAAUUUAUCUUUCUAAUGACAUAUUAUAAAAAAAUAAAUAAAAAUAAAAUUGGAUCAAAAUUGUCAGAAGAAAUGCAAAUUUAUAGUUUACUAUAGAUUUACACAUGCAUGUGUUUUGAUUUGUAAAUUAACAUGAUAUUGGCUAUACAAGUGUUCAAGAUUGUCAGCACAUUCUAAAGUAAAAUACCUCUGUAUUAAAAAAUAUUCAUGUCAAAUUAUUAACUAUUGUUAUAGAUUCUUUAUAAAAUCAAUUAUUUUUAUUAAUCAAUAAUAUUAUUUUUAUAUCUUAAUCACAUCACAAGCCAGUAAUUAUGAAAAUAUUUUAUAUAUUGAUAUUGUUCAAAUUAAUAAGUUAGUGUCGUUUUUUAUUGAACUAGAGUGUGCUUGGAUUGAGAUAUGUGUUGUAUAUAUAAAUGUACAAACUGCAACUGUUUUAUAUUUAACAGUUUAAAUGUCUAACUGGUUUUGCUAUAUUAUUAAUUUAGUUAUUGACAUCUGCGGUGAAAUAAUUAGUCUGGCUCUACAGAACGGAAACAAACGAUAAUAGAGAAAUAAGUUUGUUUUUAACAUUGAACUUUUCACUUAAAUUGUUCGUGUUUAAUCAACGUGCAUUCUGCUACAAAAAGAAAACUACUUUAGAAUCUGAAAUUCUUUGCUUUAGAAAAGUACUAAUUUACUCCUUUGGUCGGCAGAAAUGUUUUCAGAUAUAGUUCAGUUUUAUGUUCUGUCAAUCCAAUGUUACUCAGCGCUUGAUAAAACUUUUAAUCUGAUAACGUUUUUGCAAAUGCAUUAAAGAAAACAAAAAUGCUUGAUAAAAUUAUAAUCUCUUAUCUUAUAUUUGUGUACAUGUAUUAUGUAGGAUGCAGAAAAAAGUGUCGGACACGCACUGUCGCCACACAGGGAUAAUUCCGUCUCUCGGCUCGUCGGCUGAGCCUCGGAACAGCCUUGAACAGUAACUUGUUGUAUCGGUCUGUACAUGCAGUUGGUGUACUAUUCUUUUUACAAAAGUAAGAUUAGAUAGUAGAUUCGAGUAGUUUUGCGUAUUAUUGUUUUCUUUCAAUAAUAAUAAUAAUAAUAAUAAUAAUAAUAAUAAUAAUAA